This is a messenger RNA of Drosophila willistoni, 495 nucleotides long. RefSeq names its product protein new-glue 1-like. Bases 202 to 495 code for a protein of 97 amino acids. NCBI's taxonomy places the organism in Eukaryota, Metazoa, Arthropoda, Insecta, Diptera, Drosophilidae. The transcript has a single exon. The record is from RefSeq and is a predicted model, not a curated record.
CUCUAUGAAUAAAAGUAAGUAAGUCAUGCGGCGCAGCUGUUCAAGCAUCGUGAACAUUACAUCAAAUAACCAGAAUGUAUACAGAAACAUGGGAAACAAGCAUUAGACACAUAAAUAGACGUACUUCUGAAUGAAUUAAAUCAGAACACUCAACGAGCUCAAUCCCAUCAAUCGAACAUAGAUUUAUCCUUCUAAUUCAAAAUGAAGUUCCUUAUCGUCUUUGCCCUAAUUGCUGUGUCCAUUCAAUUGGCUGCUUCGGCAACUACCAGUGACACCACAAGCACAACUACAACUACAACGACAACAACCACUGAUGCAACUACUACAACAACAACCUCCGCAUCAGCUACGACAACGACAACUGCUAAAUCGACGCACAAGAAGAAAUGCUGGAAGGGCAACAAUUGGUGUCACACUCGCAGACCGACCCGGAAGUGUCGUCAUCCCAAGACAUGCCACAAAACCAUUGUCAUAGUGCGUCGCAGGAAGAAUUAA